Molecule: messenger RNA, 3003 nt
Organism: Pecten maximus
Lineage: Eukaryota; Metazoa; Mollusca; Bivalvia; Pectinida; Pectinidae
Exons: 6
Coding region: 60-683 (207 amino acids)
Cellular component (GO): extracellular region
Molecular function (GO): chitin binding
Source: RefSeq, a predicted model, not a curated record
GUUUCUAAUGUUUUCAAAGCAGAGGGACAAUUUAGUUGGUGUUUGCGAGAAGUUUCAAGAUGUCAAUUUUUCCAUUUUCGCUAGCGUUUUGCUUGCUCCUUGUGUGGGUACCGACAGAAGUAGAGUCACUAGGAACGAUCUGCCAGACGGCCGAGGUAGCGAAAAGCUAUGGCCCCAUCAAAUGCUUAUUCACAAGAUUAUUCAAGAAAGACAAAUCUUGCAAAGAGAAAACAACGAAACUAGUUUGUAUCACCCUCCCCACCACGACCACACUCCCGACAACAGCGACACCAAACCAAACUAGUACGGAGCCCAGCACCACUACCGAUCCCACCAGCGUCAUGGACUGUUCUGUAGAAACGUUCUUUCGUGACAGUCAAGAUUCGACCAAAUACUACCAGUGUCUGGGUAACACCCCAACACUGUUCAGGUGUCCGGUCCUUAGUGUCGCCGGAACUGACGUGAUCCAGGCAUGGGACCAGUACACACACUCGUGUAUGAUUCCUCCCGAAGCUGAUGUUACCUGUGAGAAGCCCAAUGGACGACAACAUCACCCGUCCUACUGUAACAUGUACAUCGAGUGUCACAAUAGUGUGCUGUCUAAGAUUCGCUGUCGGGCGGGUCUCGGCUACGAUGAUUCGCGGAAAGACUGCAUAUUGGACCCUACAUGUAUAGUCACCUAAACAAAAGGAGGAGACCCUUGAUCACUGAAGAUGAAAUAAAUAUGAUGAUCUGGACAGAAUAACAUCUGAGCAGGAUUACCUAGAUCUAAGGAGGACGUCCUACGUUAGACAGAUUGUCCUAAAUCUAGGAGAGAUAAUCCGAAUUCAGACUUAUAACCUGGGUCUGAUAGCUACAAUAGCUGACUGAUGACUCUUCAGGACCAUAUGUGUUACGUCAUAUCUAGGCAUGUCAUAUUACGUCACUGUAGACAUGUCAUGUUACGUCACUGUAGACAUGUCAUAGUAAUGUUAUUCUCGUGUGUUUUACGUCACUGUAGACAUGUCAUAGUACGUCACUGUAGACAUGUCAUAUCACGUCAGUGUAGACAGGUCAUAGUAAUGUUCUCGUGUGUUUUACGUCACUGUAGACAUGUCAUAUUACGUCACUGUAGACAUGUCAUAGUACGUCACUGUAGACAUGUCAUAUUAUGUCACUGUAGAAAUGUCAUAGUACGUCGCUGUAGACAUGUCAUAGUAAUGUUCUUGUAUGUUUAACGUCACUGUAGACAUGUCAUAUUACGUCACUGUAGACAUGUCAUAGUACGUCACUGUAGACAUGUCAUAGUAAUGUUCUUGUGUGUUUUACGUCGCUGUAGCCAUGUCAUAGUACGUCACUGUAGACAUGGCAUAGUAAUGAUAUUAUCGUGUGUUUUACGUCACUGUAGACAUGUCAUAUUACGUCACUAUAGACAUGUCAUAGUAAUGUUCUCGUGUGUUUUACGUCACUGUAGACAUGUCAUAGUAAUGUUAUUCUCGUGUGUUUUACGUCACUGUAGACAUGUCAUAUUACGUCACUGUAGACAUGUCAUAUUACGUCACUGUAGACAUGUCAUAUUACGUCACUGUAGACAUGUCAUAGUAAUGUUCUCGUGUGUUUUACGUCACUGUAGACAUGUCAUAUUACGUCACUGUAUACAUGUCAUGGUACGUCACUGUAUACAUGUCAUGGUACGUCACUGUACACAUGUCAUAGUAAUGUUGUUCUUGUGUGUUUUACGUCACUGUAGACAUGUCAUAGUACGUCACUGUAGACAUGUCAUAGUACGUCACUGUAGACAUGUCAUAUUACGUCACUGUACCCAUGUCAUGUUACGUCACUGUAGACAUGUCAUGUUACGUCACUGUAGACAUGUCAUAGUAAUGUUGUUCUCGUGUGUUUUACGUCACUGUAGACAUGUCAUAUUACGUCACUGUAGACAUGUCAUAGUACGUCACUGUAGACAUGUCAUAGUACGUCACUGUAGACAUGUCAUAGUAAUGUUCUCGUGUGUUUUACGUCACUGUAGACAUGUCAAAUUACGUCACUGUAGACAUGUCAUAGUAAUGUUGUUCUUGUGUGUUUUACGUCACUGUAGACAUGUCAAAUUACGUCACUGUAGACAUGUCAUAGUACGUCACUGUAGACAUGUCAUAUUACGUCACUCUACCCAUGUCAUGUUACGUCACUGUAGACAUGUCAUGUUACGUCACUGUAGACAUGUCAUAGUAAUGUUGUUCUCGUGUGUUUUACGUCACUGUAGACAUGUCAUAUUACGUCACUGUAGACAUGUCAUAGUACGUCACUGUAGACAUGUCAUAGUACGUCACUGUAGACAUGUCAUAGUAAUGUUCUCGUGUGUUUUACGUCACUGUAGACAUGUCAAAUUACGUCACUGUAGACAUGUCAUAGUAAUGUUGUUCUUGUGUGUUUUACGUCACUGUAGACAUGUCAAAUUACGUCACUGUAGACAUGUCAUAGUACGUCACUGUAGACAUGUCAUAGUAAUGUUGUUCUCGUGUGUUUUACGUCAUUGUAGACAUGUCAAAUUACGUCACUGUAGACAUGUCAUAGUACGUCACUGUAGACAUGUCAUAGUAAUGUUAUCGUGUGUUUUACGUCACUGUAGACAUGUCAUAGUACGUCACUGUAGACAUGUCAUAGUAAUGUUGUUCUCGUGUGUUUUACGUCACUGUAGACAUGUCAUAGUAAUGUUCUCGUGUGUUUUACGUCACUCUAGACAUGUCAUAGUACGUCACUGUAGACAUGUCAUAGUACGUCACUGUAGACAUGUCAUAGUAAUGUUCUCGUGUGUUUUACGUCACUGUAGACAUGUCAUAGUACGUCACUGUAGACAUGUCAUAGUAAUGUUCUCGUGUGUUUUACGUCACUCUAGACAUGUCAUAGUAAUGUUGUUUUCCGUCUUAGUGACAACAAUCAUGUAUCGUUAUGUACAACCGUGAUGUGUUAUUGCAUGCCUUGCGAAAUAUUUAAAAAUGAAUAAAAAGUAAAUCAAAACUAAAA